AGCAAAAGGUAAAAAGAGCGAAGAUAAUCGAGCGAUUAUAGCCGUGACAGAACGAUUGUUCCUUGAUGAACAUAGGAAAGUAAAAGCGUACGCUGGUCGAAAAUUGCGAGUGACAAUUAUCUGGCCAUUAUCUCGUCUGAAAAUGGGGGCUGGUCGAUUUAUCAAGAUGGUUAUCAAGGUGGAGAAAUUGUUACGAAAGCGGGAAAAGUUGACCUUGACAGGAAACGAAAUGCUAUUCAACGACGAGCAACCAGCACGUUGUGACGAAUUUCACUUUUCGGGAGCUUAUUAGAUAAAAGAGCGUAACGAGAAUUUGUCAAGUUGCCUAUCUGUUGAACGAACGGUGAAGCUUCGUUCUCGGGCGGUCGGAAUUGACUCCGAUUAACGUCACUUGACCUAACGUUGCAAGGGGCAACCACGAUGUUGUUGUUUGAUUACUGUUCCUGCAGUACCGCGAUGAUUUUAUAAGAAAACCGGAGAUAAGCCUCGCGGCGGCCGACUGUGAAUGUGUUAAUUGUGUCUCGCGAACCAUGCCCUUACCCGGUUGGAACUCUGUAUUAUUAAUCUCCACGGUGGCCGCGAAUACGACUAUGGGAAACAGAGUUAGUUACAACGAACUAAUUGACGAAACGAUGACGAUCGUUCGAUCUUGCACGAGGCCCCACGCAGCAGCCGACGCGCUUCUACUAGCCGGAGAGUACGAAGAGUUCUUCCAACGAUCUCUGAUCAAUGAUCUACCAGUCGCGUUGAUCUCCCAGUCGAAAUCGACGACGUUCGAGUACCCCGUGACGCAGUUAUUUCGGAAGUUGGGCCAGUUCGUCGUGGUCGCGUCCACGUUGCCUUUGCUCCGGCUGUUGCUGCAGAGGACGAAGAACUCCGGCUGGAGCAAGUUCGAGGGGCUGCAUAUUCUCGUAGACAGGAAAACCGUGGAACGUGGCUGCGUGAACGCCCGCGGAUUUCUGUGGGCGGCCUGGCAAUACGACAGACUCGCCGCGAUAUUUCUGUGCGUCGAUCCUGACGAAGGGAUCGUCCUCUACACCUACAAUCCGUACUCGAGCACCGCGCCAGCGAUUUGGAGGAACGUUGGCCAGUUCAGAGGGCGCGGCGGACAUCCGUGGACAUUGUUGAGAAUGAAAUAUCAAGGUGGUUCAAGAACAUGCGAGGGCUUGACGUUCGACAAGGCGAAGGAUCUGAACGGCUACGAGAUCAGAAUGAACGCCAUAGACUUCGAGCCCCAUCUCCGAAUCGACUCGACCAAGACAGGCUUGCAAAGAUUCUCCGGUGACAACAGCGAAAUUCUGAAGAUAGUGUUCGAGAAAUUGAACGCGAGUGUUCGCGUGCGUGUGCACACCGGGACCGUGUACGAUCUAGGCGGGAUUGAUAGUCACGGGAGCAUAGUGGGAAUGAUGGCUGACUUGGCUACCGGCGAGGUGGAUAUGGGAAUGAACGCGAGAAGCUUGCAUAACACGUGGAAAAUCGAACACACGUAUCCUUACGGAGACGGUGGUCUUUGCGUGAUCACGCGGCGUGCAGGUGAAUUAUCGGAGUUCGUCAAGAUUCUGUCCUUCCUGUCGCCGUCUGUACACGUGAUAAUCGGUGUUCUAUGCACGAUUGCUCUUUUGGUUCUUGCAAAGCAUCAAGGAUUUCUACGAAGCAGCGUCAACAUCGUACAUUUCAUGGCUUUCGGGUCGAUAUACAGAUUACCUAGACCCAGUUCCUCCAGAAUUUUCUUCAGCAGUAUGUUCGUAUUGCACGUGAUAUUCAACGCGCUGAUCCAGGGUCACUUGGCCUCGCUACUUACUAUUCCCGUUUCUCUGCCGAAUAUCCGAACAGCAGAGAAUCUCAAGAGGUCUGGCUAUCAAAUCUAUGGAUCGAUGUUCCACGAACGAGAGCUGCAGGAUCCCGAGCUACGAUCGCGUUUCUACGUGAACACCUAUCACGGUUGCAAGCAACGUGUGCUGGAAUCGGAUCGCGCCGCCUGUUUAGACGACUGUCUUCACCAAUACGCGAGAAUUCAGAACGACAGCGUUCUCCAUCGGUCCAGAAAGAUACAGCAGAACCUGCUGGUGUACGUGACCAGGGAAAACUGGCCGCUGCUUGCUUCUGUGACGCGGAUCAUUCACAGAACGGUGGAGGUCGGAAUAGCAAUGCUGUGGAAGAAGGCGAGCACCAGGAAGAUGUACAGGGCGAGGAAGAGACGAUGGACGAAUCGAAAGAGGAAGUUCCGAAAUCUGGAGAUCCGGCACGUGUUGUUCAGCUUCUAUAUGCUCGCCACUGGCCUCUUCGUAGCGACUGUGACGUUUGCUGCGGAGAUGAUCGUUGGACGACGCUGACAAAUCGUCGAGGAAUUUAACGAGACGAGUCGAUUCGAUGUACCGGAUUAACACUUCCCCGGCGGGAUAUUUGAAAUGACAGUCGCAUAUAGGAAAUAUGAUUUUUAUGUGUGCUUUGUAAAUAACUGUACAAUAUUUGUUAUCGUGCCAUAUUAAUUCAAUUAAUUUUAAUUUUAAUCGAUGCACUGUAACAAUCGAACUUGUGUUUUUCAAGAAUUCGGCUAGCACUUUCCUGGCGGGGAAAUUUGAAAUGACAGUCGCACGUAGGAAAUAUUAUUAUAUUUUAUGUAUGUUUUGUACAAUUUUUCUCGUCGUAUCAUAUUAAUUUAACUAUUGUAAUAUUACUGUGUACUGUAACAACCGAACUCUGAUUGAUGUGACUGAUUUCAGACUAUCGUUUUGAAUUACUUAAAGGAUAAACGGUUGUUCUUGUCGAAAUCAAUAUUAAUUUCUGUUUGGACAGAAACACGAAUUGUAUAAAUCCACAUAUUUUAGUUAUCGUUUAAAUUAUACCAAUUUAUAUGUAGAAUAUAUUGAUGCUAGCGUUAACAAAUAUUUUCAUUUAUUUUAUUUAUUUGAAUUAAUAUUUUCGUUUAUUUUAUUUAUUUGUAUUAAUAUUUUUGGACAAACAAAAUCAAGCAUUAUAUGUGACGCCUGCCGUGAAAGUGUUAAGAAGUAAAUCACGAUAGUAAAAUUCGUACUGAUAAAAUUUUCGAUUCAACGAAAUUCAAGGUUCUUAAUCAACCCGGAAAUGUGGGACGACGUAAUCUGAUAAUUAAUUAUAGGUAAUUUGUAAUGUCUUUUCCUUGAAGUGAAGUUGAUAUCCGUGUAUAUCUAUAAUGUGCGCGUUGUUAUUUUAAUAGGCAACCAUAAACGUUUCACGUGUGCCGGGUUAACGCGAGGAAGCUCAUUAAUCGAACGAACUUCUCUGCUUAAUUUUUCUGUACAACAAAUAUGACGAUAUGUGCGAAAAAUGGACGAUAAUCCAGCGCCACUGAGAAGGGACAUUAAAGAAUGAAUGUUAA
Molecule: messenger RNA, 3358 nt
Organism: Frieseomelitta varia
Lineage: Eukaryota; Metazoa; Arthropoda; Insecta; Hymenoptera; Apidae
Exons: 6
Coding region: 531-2333 (600 amino acids)
Source: RefSeq, a predicted model, not a curated record